Messenger RNA from Asparagus officinalis (garden asparagus), 2033 nucleotides. RefSeq names its product CRS2-associated factor 2, mitochondrial-like. Gene Ontology annotation, molecular function: RNA binding. The record is from RefSeq and is a predicted model, not a curated record. NCBI's taxonomy places the organism in Eukaryota, Viridiplantae, Streptophyta, Magnoliopsida, Asparagales, Asparagaceae. The transcript has 7 exons. The coding region runs from base 110 to 1192 and encodes 360 amino acids. Gene Ontology annotation, biological process: Group II intron splicing.
UCUAGAAUAUCCGAGGGCCCAACUGGAAAAUUCGCAUCGUCUUCCUCCUCUAUUCGUAAAAGAAAAUUUACGCUCAUCAGCGAGCUUUUCCGAGUUUUCUCCAUCUCAAAUGCAGCGAAUUCAACGAACCAGAACCCUAACCCUAAAAAGCUCACUUCUUUUUCGCCCCAAAUCCCAAGGCCCCUACGACCCCCCGUUCUCCCCGAUCCCCAAACCCCCCAAAAACCCUAACCCUAAAAAAACCCCAGCUCCCUCUAAAUCCAAGCCACCCCUGAUCAAAUCUGACCUCCCCUUCGAUUUCCGAUACUCCUACUCCGAAUCCGACCCGAAUGCGGAAGCAAUUGGGUUCAGAGAACCGCCUCGGUUCUCUCCGUUUGGGCCCGGUCGACUGGACCGGAAAUGGGACGGAGUUAAGGCGAGUUGCGAUGAGGAGAUUGAGAAAGAUAGGGUUUUGAGAGAGAGGGAGGAGAGAUUGGGGGAGCCGUUGACGGAGACGGAGGGGGCCGAGCUCGUGGAGAGGUAUCGGAAUAGUGAUUGCUCUCGGCAAAUCAAUCUAGGGAAGGGUGGCGUAACUCAUAACUUGCUAGAUGAUAUCCACAACCACUGGAGGAGAGCUGAAGCCGUGAGAAUUAAGUGUCUUGGAGUACCAACCCUUGACAUGGACAACAUUUGCUUCCACCUCGAGGAUAAAACAGGUGGAAAAAUCAUUUAUCAGAAAAUUAAUAUUAUACUUUUGUAUCGUGGUCGAAACUAUGAUCCUAAACAAAGGCCUGUCAUUCCUUUGAUGCUAUGGAAACCAUUGGCACCAAUUUAUCCAAGGCUGGUUAAAAAUGUAGCUGAUGGUCUGACCUUUGAGGAGACGAAGGAAUUGAGAAAUAGAGGCUUGAACUCUCCAGCUUUGAUGAAGCUUACAAGGAAUGGUGUAUAUGUCAAUGUGGUGCAGAGAGUCAGGGAGGCCUUCGAAUCAGCGGAGGUUGUAAGACUUGACUGUUCCCAUGUUGAAACUAGUGACUGCAAGAAAAUUGGCGUGAAGCUCAGAGAUUUGGUGCCUUGCGUUCCUCUUCUGUUUAAAGAUAGUCAGAUUGUAAUCUGGAGGGGCAAGGAUAGUCAAGACAUAAAUCAGUACCCCUCUCUCUCUCUACAUUACCCUAACAAACAACGGAUUGUAUACAGAGUUAAAGGUGUCGACUAAAUGAUAGCAUCCAAGAUAAAAGGAGUGGCCCUAACCAGACUAGUGGCCCAAAGCCCAGCACAGGACAAUUUUGAGGAUUCGGCUAAGCAACAAGUUGUCCAUAUCGGGGCAAAACAUGGAACUAGUCGGGUAUUUAAUAAUAAAGACGGCUCCUCAAAAAUCCGCUCGACAAAUCUUCCAGCUGUUUAUUCGACCAGAAGUUCACCUAACUAUCUAGUCGACGGACCACAAUGACGACUCAAAAGCUGACAUUAAUUUCUUUGCAAAGAAGAUAGGAUCAAAUUGAGCUUCCUUCAGGAUAACCAUCAGCGCUCUAACCAACACUGUAACAUUGUCCGGUCCCAUCAAGACCACAAUUCUGAUGAUCGUCAUGACUCAGCAGCCAGCUUGUUCAUACCUCGCUGAUAAGUCUCUUCCCGAAUAUCACGAGAAUUGUCCUCUCUCUAUGCGUGAAAUGACUUCCCCUCUAGUCUCUGGAUCCAUGUAGCCCACCGUACCUGCCGCACUAGGAGACACGUUAGGCCCAUUAGGCCCGUUGUUGCUAUGGGACGCAAUCGGGUGCAUCACCGAGAGGCCAAAAUCUAUGAUCAUGUAGAUGUAGGUGUAGACUACAAGGGCAGGCCUCCAAUUUUAAAUAUAAAUAGGCUAUUGCCAUUUUUAGUUUUUGUGAAAAAGAGAAGAGGAUCACAUCUUCCUUAAAAGUACUUCGUAAAGAUGGGUAUGAUCAUCAACUAAGUAAUAUUGAAUAAAACUCUUAGAUGCCAGAUAGAAUAUACAUUUUUAAACCGUCAUGUAAAUUAUUCAUUGUAUACAUCCGUAUAACAAAAGAAAAACUUCUAUA